Knipowitschia caucasica is the source of this 294-nucleotide messenger RNA. NCBI's taxonomy places the organism in Eukaryota, Metazoa, Chordata, Actinopteri, Gobiiformes, Gobiidae. The record is from the annotation of a GenBank genome assembly.
AUGGAGUCAGAGGGUGAUGGAGUCAGAGGGCGAGUCAGAGGGUGGAGUCAGAGUGUGAUGGAGUCAGAGGGUGAUGGUGUCAGAGGGCGAGUCAGAGGGUGGAGUCAGAGGGUGAUGGUGUCAGAGGGUGAUGGUGUCAGAGGAGGGCGAUGGUGUCAGAGGGCGAGUCAGAGGGUGAUGGAGUCAGAGGGUGAUGGUGUCAGAGGGUGGAGUCAGAGGGUGAUGGUGUCAGAGGGCGAUAGAGUCAGAGGGUGGAGUCAGAGGGUGGAGUCAGAGGGUGGAGUCAGAGGGUGA